Austrofundulus limnaeus is the source of this 3002-nucleotide messenger RNA. It is a transcript of the gene tpcn1, whose product is annotated as two pore segment channel 1. Gene Ontology annotation, cellular component: endosome membrane; lysosomal membrane. The record is from RefSeq and is a predicted model, not a curated record. Gene Ontology annotation, molecular function: voltage-gated channel activity; monoatomic ion channel activity. Lineage: Eukaryota; Metazoa; Chordata; Actinopteri; Cyprinodontiformes; Rivulidae. Gene Ontology annotation, biological process: transmembrane transport; monoatomic ion transport. Bases 25 to 2520 code for a protein of 831 amino acids. The transcript is spliced from 26 exons.
GUUGGACUUUAUUUAUUUGAAAGUAUGGAGUCUGACGACGAUGUCCCUCUCAUCCUAACGUGGGACGAAGCAAACAGUGGUCUGCUCAGCGAAGAGACAGAGAGAGGAGACCAAAAUGGAGGAGGGAAUUUUGACCUUGUGAACAAUGCUGUGGUUUCAACUCCAGGACCACAAAACAGCAGAAACCAAAAUGUCUCAAUGAGGCAAAGCUGGGAGAUGAACUACCAAGAAGCAGCCAUAUACCUGCAGGAAGGAGAGAACAACGAUAAGUUCUUCACUCACCCUCGAAACCCGAAAGCUCUGGCAGCGUACCUGUUUGUCCACAACCACGUGUUCUACGUGAUGGAGCUGUUCACGGGCCUGCUGCUGCUGCUGCUGUCGCUGUGCGAGGCUCCCGCCGUCCCCUCGCUGCGCCUGGACAUUUACUUUCAUGCUACUCUGGAGCUGCUGGCGUUGCUUACGGUGGCUUUUGAACUAUGCAUGAAACUGCGAUGGUUAGGCUUCCACACCUUCAUUCGGCACAAGAGGACGAUGGUGAAGACGUGUGUGUUGCUGCUGCAGUUUGUGGAGGCCAUCGUGGUUCUGAUCAGACAAACGUCUCAUGUUCGAGUGACCAGAGCUCUCAGACCAAUAUUCCUGGUGGACUGUAGAUACUGUGGUGCUGUGCGCAGGAACUUGCGUCAGAUCUUCCAGUCCCUCCCGUCUUUUAUUGACAUCCUCCUGCUGCUACUUUUCUUCAUGGUUAUAUUUGCUAUUUUAGGUUUCUGUCUGUUCUCCACAAACACGGCUGACCCGUACUUCAACAGUCUGGAGAACAGCCUCGUCAGCUUGUUUGUGCUGCUGACCACAGCAAAUUUCCCUGAUGUGAUGAUGCCAGCAUACUCCAAGAACCGCUGGUCWUGUGUUUUCUUCAUAGUUUACCUCUCCAUAGAGCUCUACUUCAUCAUGAACCUGCUCCUGGCAGUGGUGUUUGAUACGUUCAAUGACGUCGAGAAGAUGAAGUUUAAAUCUCUUUUGCUGCACAAACGCUCGGCUAUUGACCACGCCUUUCAGCUGUUAGUUAGUAGACAGAGGCCAACGGGCGUGUCUCUAAAACAGUUUGAUGGUCUGAUGCAUUUUUACAGACCACGGAUGUCCGCGAGAGACCGCUUCCUCACAUUUAAAGCUCUGAAUACAUCAGGAGCUCAGAUGCUCAGUCUUCAGGACUUCUAUAAGUUUUAUGAGGUCACUGGCCUUAAAUGGAAGGCACGACGAAGCGGAGAACACUGGUUUGAUGAGCUUCCGCACACAGCCUUCCUCAUUUUUAAGGGCAUCCACCUGCUUGUGAAGUCAAAAGGCUUYCAGUACGCCAUGUAUGUGGUUGUGGCCAUCAACGGUGUUUGGAUCCUUGUGGAGACAUACACACUGGAGAGGGGAUAUUCGUGGUCCCARUUUGUUCCCUGGAGUUACAUUGUUUUCUUGACAAUUUAUGGUGUAGAAGUAUUAUUGAAAGUAACCGGUUUGGGGCCAAUUGCUUAUUUCCGAUCCGGGUGGAAUCUGUUUGAUUUCUCUGUGACUGUGUUCGCCUUCCUCGGCCUGAUUGCUCUUGCCUUCAACAUGGAGCCUUUCUACUUCAUCGUGGUUCUCAGACCUCUCCAGCUGCUACGGUUAUUUAAGAUAAAGCAGAGGUACCGUAACGUGUUGGACACCAUGUUUGAGCUCUUCCCCAGGAUGGCGAGUCUGGGGCUGACGUUAAUCAUCUUUUAUUACUCCUUUGCCAUCGUGGGCAUGGAGUUCUUCGCAGAUGUCGUUUACCCCAACUGCUGCAACACCAGCACAGUGGCAAACUCCUACAGGCAGAUUAAUGUCACUGAAGGCAACAGAACCGUCACGGAAGAAGGCUACUAUUAUCUUAAUAACUUCAACAACAUCCUCAGCAGCUUCGUGACUCUGUUUGAGUUGACUGUGGUCAACAACUGGUACAUCACCAUGGAAGGAGUGACGUCCAUGACGAGCCACUGGAGUCGUCUGUACUUCAUGACUUUUUACAUUGUCACCAUGGUGGUGAUGACCAUCAUUGUGGCUUUUAUCCUGGAUGCGUUUGUGUUUCGCAUGAACUACAGCCGCAAGAACAGGGAAAUCGUCGAUAAUCCAGGGGUAUCUGAAUGUGCUGCAGAUGAGAAUGGGAUCGUGUUUGAAGUAGAAGUGAGACGAGACGAAACUCUGGCCACUCUUGAGCUGUACAGACRGAUGUCCCCGGGGCUGUCCUCCAUCAGCUCACUUGUAGGAGUCCUACAAUCUAUGGACAAGAGUGGGCACACGUCUCUGAUGUACCUCGGCCGCAGGUCGAGAACAAAAAGUGACCUCAGUAUGAAAAUGUACGAAGAAGAGAUGCAGGAGUGGUACGCAGAAUAUUCAAUCAACAACCUGUCUGAACUGGAACACAGCCUGAGACCGAUGGGCGACAGUCCCGCCUCAGACUCUUAUCCUCUCUCAGAGCCUCAGCUGAACUCACUGACUGAAGAGCACAGCAUUAACUAACAGUUUGUAAGCUGUACAGAUGCAUCAUCUUAAGAGAUGAAACACAAGCACUUCCACUUCCCCUGACACUUAUAAUCGUCAGUAGGGGGAAAGAAAAAUAAUAAUCUGGAGAGAAAUGGGUUUGUGCAGUCUCUGGGAGUGUUGAAUGUCACCUGCUGUUGGGCCUUUUGAAGGAUUGCAGCACAAGCUAACAGAAAGCCUCUACUACCACAGUCUCUUGUGUAUUUACAGUACUGGAGGGCUUGUGUAUUCUGUUGUAAUUUAUGUAUUUAAACCUGAUGCCUUAGUUUAACUGCUUACAUGACCAGUAUUAACAAAAAUAAUACUUUACUACGAUAAGAACAGAAGGAUAAACACUCCUUUUAGCUCAGUCCCACAAAUGACUGUAAAGUUUCCCCCAACAGUCCAACUAUUUUCUAUAACUUCUCAUUCCAUAAUGAACUUCAAGUAAGAGAUUUUAAUAAACUAUUCUAAUAGUCAAA